GACAGUGCUAAACUCAGGCUGUAUUUUGAAGAAUUUUUUUUUUCUCUUCCAGCCGUAAAGCAAUUUACUUACACCUAGAGAAAUUUGAGACUGUGCUUGUUGAAUUCAAAGGAGACAAGUGUGAUUUGGUGCUGUCAUGGUUCUGCUUUGUAAAAUUGCAUGUCAAGAGGGCAGCUUUACUUGGUUGAUACAGUAGCAGGAGAUCCAGAGGCUCUGCAAGCAGAUGCUGAAACAUACUAUGAAAAACUCGUGAAGAAAUCAUUGUCCACUCCUGAUGUUUUUUCCAUCCCGGGAGGAGGAGAGGUUAAACUUGAAGAUUCCUGUGUGUGUUUUGUCCCUCUCUACCGAAAUAAUCCUGCUUGCAAACUGUUGCUGUUAACUGAUCCAAAGGAUAAGGAGACAGUUUUGGCAGUUUAUUUGAGCCAGCGUUGGUGGCCUGUGGAAGAUGUUGUGAAGACAGCUGAUCCUUCUAGAGAUGGGCUCAUUUUGGUCCAGACAGUUGGAGAAAGGAUUGUCCUCUUUGUUCUGAACUGCAUUAUUUUUGGAAUGCUGGAAGGGAGUUCAGCUAAUGAUGCAUUCUUUCUACCUCACUCUGCCACCGAGUGUGCCAAGAUACUCUGGAGAAACGGCGAGGCUGCUGCCUUUUACUCGAUCAAGAUGAAAGGGAGCUUGUGUGAUGGUACAACCAGUCAGUGUUACCUGUUGCCAGUUUUGGAUACUAUAUUCGUCCGGAGAAAGUACAGAAGAGGUGGCCUAGGGAUGAAAAUGUUGCAUGAUUUCUGUCAGUCUUUCCUGGCUGAGGAUGCCUUGGGGAUCAGCUGCCCUAUUUCUGCUGCCAUGUAUCAAGGUAAACUGUUUGAUGUGGACACGUUAGUUUGCCAGAAAUUCCUGCAGGCUCAUCUUGAGGAGCAGAAGCGGCUAUGGGAGGUGGAAGCACCAGGAGAUUGGAGCCAGCGAGUGAAUAUCUGGUUAAAAAUUCAGAUGGAGUCACCCCCUUCCAGAAAGGCUGAAGUGGGCUCUUGUAUGGAGAAGACUCCAACCGGUAAACCCAGACAAUCAGAUAUGGACCAGAUGAAUAAGGGUAUUGAAUGCUUUCCUGGGGUUGGGAAAGUGGCAGGCGUUGCCACAGAGAAAAAAGAUGACACAACAGCAGCAAGAACUCUAAACUCACAAGGUCCUGAAGAGGAGGGCUUGGAACAAGGUGCAGGCAGUGCUCAGCAAAAUAAAGGACUCAGGAAAAGACCAGGUCCUGGAGACUUAGCUGGAGACAAGGCCACCAAACAAUUUAAAGCUACACCAUAAUUGCUAUUUCAAAUACCAGCAAAAUUCAGUAUGAUCUUAAAAAUUGUAAUUGAUUGUUCUUGAUUUGUAACACUGGAGAGAUUUCUUCAGGUAAGAUGAAAAUUUUUGCAGCACAUGCUCUCCAUUUUAUGUUUUGUUUUAAAUAAAGCUUUUAUUUACUAAA
Molecule: messenger RNA, 1465 nt
Organism: Corvus hawaiiensis (hawaiian crow)
Lineage: Eukaryota; Metazoa; Chordata; Aves; Passeriformes; Corvidae
Product: protein FAM169B-like
Exons: 9
Coding region: 160-1302 (380 amino acids)
Source: RefSeq, a predicted model, not a curated record